Molecule: messenger RNA, 1257 nt
Organism: Postia placenta MAD-698-R-SB12
Lineage: Eukaryota; Fungi; Basidiomycota; Agaricomycetes; Polyporales; Adustoporiaceae
Exons: 2
Coding region: 1-1257 (418 amino acids)
Source: RefSeq, a predicted model, not a curated record
AUGGCUGCAGCACCUGGCGGCAUGACUGGCAACCGCAUCGACGGACUUCCGAGCACCGAGGAUGUAGUCGCAGAUGUACAGCGUGCGCAAUCACCAACUAUGGCACAGAUCACUUCUCUUGAAGGAGAGCUGCGUACAGCCAGGAAAGAACUAGAGGAGUUGCAGGGAAAAGAGGAACGCUCGAGAUCAGUCAUACAGUGGUUCCAAGCAGAGCUAACGGAGUCGCAGACGUACGCCAAAUCCAUCGAGGAUGAGCUACGGAAGUUCUCUGGCAUAAAAGAACAGCUACGAGAGGAAAGACGCCUUACACACAGCCUCGGGCAGCAGCUUGCCACUGCGCAGGCAGCACAUUCUAAUACAACCGCCCUAUUGGACAUGCGUAGUUCCGAGCUCAAGGAUGCGCAGAGAUUCCUCACUAAGACAGACCCCCUCUCCGACGCGGAUGUUGUUCGCAUGGUCGAGCACCUCAACUCGCAGAUAUUCCAGGCGGCCGCCCGCAUCGCAGACUCCGUGAAUUUCCCGCACUCGAAUACAGCACGUCAUGGGUCCCGCGCAGGACACCUCGUCGGUCCAGUAUUGGCCAAGCUCCUCCAGCAGGUGUCCCACGCCGACGACGCAUUCUGUAUGCAACUUGCGCUGCAAGCAGGUAUUAUUGCUUGGACAAAAUGGUUGCUCGAGACCUGGAACUUCGAUCCUCGCGGAGACGAAGGGCUGUUCCAUGAUAUGCACGCUUAUAUCAAGAAUAAAGAAAGUCAGACUGUCUCGGGAAGAUGGCGAGCGUUAGCACACUCCUACCUCAUGGCUCGUCUGUCCGACGCCGCGCAGUCAACUCUUCUGGACCACCUUGUCCUGUGUGUCGCCGAUCUCCUCCUCGCGUCUGGAGCGGGCGACUGCUCUGAACAGGCCGUCGCAUUCAUACGAGAUCGCCAUGGCGAACCUCUACGAUCUAUCAUCAUGGCGACCCUACAGCUCAGGACGGUGAUGUGGGAGGACAUAGUCUCUAGAGACUUUGAGACAACGGCUGUGAGCGGCGGGGAGAGAUUUGACCACGAGUCGAUGAAGGACGACUUCAAUAGUCAGGCGAGAACACGAGAAGAUAUAGGUGGAAAUGUGUUGUGCACCACCGGGAUAGGCCUCGUGAGGUCCGAAAAAUGCGAAGGCCCUGAGGGUGCGACCCGGACAGUCAAGGUCCUCUUGAAAGCGGCAGUUGCCCUAGAAUCCGUCGUACACGAACUGAGCCUAGCUGCGCACGCGUAG